UUUUUUCAGCCAUGUUUGGAAUCUGUCAGUUCUCUAAGCCUUAUUAGGAGUUGUGGAAAUUGCUUUUAUCGACAUGUAGAAGAUUUUUAAAUAUUAAAACUUGAAAAUUAAAAAUAGUUAUCGACGUCAUUUUCUCUCUAUUGGUGUUUUCAUUUCGUAAUGCUUUAAAAUGUGGCAUGAAGCAAGAAAGCAAGAGAAGAAAAUCAGGGGGAUGAUGGUUGAUUAUAAGAGGAGGGCUGAAAGAAGAAGAGAAUAUUAUGAAAAAAUCAAACAGGAUCCUGCACAAUUCUUACAAGUCCAUGGAAGACCAUGUAAAAUACAUUUAGAUCCUGCUGUUGCAUUAGCUGCAGAUAGUCCAGCAACAAUAUUGUCUGCAGAAGAAAUGUUUGAAGAUAGACAAGUAUGCUAUGAAAGAUAUCGUACACUGGUACAAAAUGAUUUUUUGGGUGUAUCGGAAGAUAAAUUUCUCUAUCAAAUUUAUUUGGAGGAACAUUUUGGACCUGUUGUAAAGUCUACUGCUGAAGAAGACAAAAAAAGAUUGGCUGACAAGAAAGUUGCAAUUGGUUAUGUAUAUGAAGAUUCUCAACCCCAGUUAAUGCAUCAUCACGAUGAUGACGACGACGACGACGAUGAUGAUAAAAAAGAUGAUUUGAGUGAUAUUGACUUAGAUGUAACUUUAGAUGUUGACCAAUUAACAAAUGAACAAAGUGCAGAAAUGAAUGAAAAUUCUACAAAGUAUGGUAUGGUAGGAGAUGAUUUUAUUAGCUUUUUACAUCAAGAUAAAGAAGAAACAGAACAAUUGCGACUUGCAAAAGAACUAGAAGAAGAAAAGGCUAUGUAUUCUGGGAGAAAAUCUCGUAGAGAAAGGCGUGCUUUGCGCGAGAAGAAACUUCAAGGUAGAAGAGUAACUAGUCCUCCAAGUUAUGCUGCAAGAGAAAGUCCUACGUAUAAACCAUUUCAAAGAACACAUUCGACAUCGCGAUCAAGAUCGCCGUCUCCAGUUGAAGGAGAGCACAUCACAUUCAUAACAAGUUUUGGAGUUGGAUCAGACGAAGAAACUACUGCAGAUUUGACAAAGAAACAGACAUCACAGCAAUUACAGACAAAGAAUCUUGGUGGCAAAUUAUCAGAGAAGACACUUCGGUCGGUAGAUGGAAACUGCUUCUUUACUUGUAGAACUGUGGCUGCAAUCCCUUUUUACUUACACUGUUUUCUUUUUUCUAGAACACAUUCGACAUCGCGAUCAAGAUCGCCGUCUCCAGUUGAAGGAGAGCACAUCACAUUCAUAACAAGUUUUGGAGUUGGAUCAGACGAAGAAACUACUGCAGAUUUGACAAAGAAACAGACAUCACAGCAAUUACAGACAAAGAAUCUUGGUGGCAAAUUAUCAGAGAAGACACUUCGUUCAAAGAAAACUCGUACAACAGGAACCCCUGGAAAUUCUCUUAUGAAAGGGAAACAGCAUUUACAAGAGCAUUUAAAAUCACGUCACUACUCGUCUUCAAGCUCGAGGUCGUCUUGCGGCUCAGAUCAUGGGAAAAAAACACACAGAUUGCAGAAACAUCAGUCGCGUAGAAGAGAGCAUUCUCAUUCGAGUUCGUCUCGGUCAUCUUCUCGGUCUAGAUCUAGAUCGUCUACCAUUAGUAAAAGUAUGGCUCGGAGAAAUUACGAUCGAAGCUACAGGACUCAUUCUAGAACAUAUAAUUCUAGGUCAAGGUCACGAUCACGUUCAUGGUCAAGGUCAAGAUCACGAUCUAGGUCACGAUCCAAAUCUUGGCCUAGAACUAAACAUUAUUCUCGUUCACGAUCACGAUCGGUGUCACCAGAGGAGAAAAAAAGUCAAUCUCGAUCUCCACCUAACUUACCUCCACCACCUAUUAAAUCUUAUUAUAGGCAUAGUCUUUCUCGUUCAAGUUCAGAUCCAUCCGAUAGAAGUGCAGAUGAAGAAGAAAAAACUUCGGUGAAACCUCCAGCGGAAGUACCUUCAAAAGAAAGGAUAGAUCUUGCAAUCUCUAAUGUUUCACAGAAAAUGCUAAACAACGCUUGGCAACAAAUCAGUUAUCGAUUGGACAUUCUUCAUGCAGCUAAAGGAGCACAUGUUGAGUGUUUUCUUUUUUCUAGAACACAUUCGACAUCGCGAUCAAGAUCGCCGUCUCCAGUUGAAGGAGAGCACAUCACAUUCAUAACAAGUUUUGGAGUUGGAUCAGACGAAGAAACUACUGCAGAUUUGACAAAGAAACAGACAUCACAGCAAUUACAGACAAAGAAUCUUGGUGGCAAAUUAUCAGAGAAGACACUUCGUUCAAAGAAAACUCGUACAACAGGAACCCCUGGAAAUUCUCUUAUGAAAGGGAAACAGCAUUUACAAGAGCAUUUAAAAUCACGUCACUACUCGUCUUCAAGCUCGAGGUCGUCUUGCGGCUCAGAUCAUGGAAAAAAAACACACAGAUUGCAGAAACAUCAGUCGCGUAGAAGAGAGCAUUCUCAUUCGAGUUCGUCUCGGUCAUCUUCUCGGUCUAGAUCUAGAUCGUCUACCAUUAGUAAAAGUAUGGCUCGGAGAAAUUACGAUCGAAGCUACAGGACUCAUUCUAGAACAUAUAAUUCUAGGUCAAGGUCACGAUCACGUUCAUGGUCAAGGUCAAGAUCACGAUCUAGGUCACGAUCCAAAUCUUGGCCUAGAACUAAACAUUAUUCUCGUUCACGAUCACGAUCGGUGUCACCAGAGGAGAAAAAAAGUCAAUCUCGAUCUCCACCUAACUUACCUCCACCACCUAUUAAAUCUUAUUAUAGGCAUAGUCUUUCUCGUUCAAGUUCAGAUCCAUCCGAUAGAAGUGCAGAUGAAGAAGAAAAAACUUCGGUGAAACCUCCAGCGGAAGUACCUUCAAAGACGCAGCCACUAUUGGGUAAAGCUGGCCCUUCCACCAAAUCAAAACUAACUCCACAAGAAAGACUAAAGAAAAGAAUGCAAAUGGCACUCAACAGACAAUACAAGGCGGAUAAAAGAGCGCAAAUGGAAAAAUAUGAGAAACAGCAACAAGAAAGACAGGAUAGAGCCGAAGAAUUAAGAGAGAUGGCAAUACGAAUGAGACAGAGAGAGAGAGAGAGGCGUCAUAGAAUGUUAGAAAGUGAACGCGAACCAGAAAGUGAUUCUAGUUGGAACAGACAUUCCGAACACUACGGAAAAGAUGACGACCGUGAAUUCAGAAGGAGAAAAGAUGAUUCCGACUCUCACAGUCCCAAAUCCGGAUACAGUCACAGGAGGAGCAGAAGUCGGAGUAAAGACAGAAGUCCUCGUAGAAUAUCUCCCCGUCGAAACUCUCCCAGGAGAACACCUCCGAGAAGAUCCAAAGCAAGAAACCGAAGCCGCAGUCCCAGUCCGAGACAACGAUACCACCAAUCGCACAGACACAGUGCCAACCGUAGCAGUUCACGCACCUCCUCUCUAAGAUCUACCAAACCGCUAGUCGACUACUGAAACCUAUAACCGGGUUCGACCUAGAACACCGCACCUCGUACCCUCGAUGCAGUGGAAAUGUCCUAAAUAUACAUAGAACAAAUUGUAACUGACCAGCAACACAAUUUUUUAUAUAUAGUUAGUUACAACAGACUUUGUAAGAUUGCACAUAAUAUUUUUUUUUCCUUUUUCCUCUAGUAAAUUGAUACUGGAACAUAAAUAUUUUCUUCUCUAUUUUGUGUAAGUUUGUUUUGUUAAAGUCAAAAACAAAAAAAAAAUAACAAAAAAAUAAAUACCAUCAUAAAUCAUUUGUAUUAUUUAGUUUAGGAAGAUGGUACAUAAUUUUUUGGUGUAAUUCAUUUAUAAAUUUUGAAACUUUUAU
Molecule: messenger RNA, 3836 nt
Organism: Centruroides sculpturatus (bark scorpion)
Lineage: Eukaryota; Metazoa; Arthropoda; Arachnida; Scorpiones; Buthidae
Product: CLK4-associating serine/arginine rich protein-like
Exons: 24
Coding region: 170-3475 (1101 amino acids)
Source: RefSeq, a predicted model, not a curated record